AUGACUUCUCAUCGCGGUCUCCAUAUUGCUUUUCAAAUGGAUCCUCUAGAGUCUUUGAACUUUCGAACAGACUCAACGCUCCUGAUAAUGAAAGAAGCCUAUAAAAGAGGGCACACGAUUUUCUUUUACACUCCUGAGAACCUUAGCCUUUGCGAGGGAAAGCUUCUGGCCAAGGGAUAUCACAUCAAUUUUGAGGGAGGAGUUCUGAACGCAGCGGUUCAAAAAGAAAUGUUCGAUCUUUUUCAAGCGGAUGUUGUUUUUAUCCGUCAAAACCCACCUUUUGAUAUGGGGUACCUCAGCGCUACCUAUCUUCUAGAUUUACUCCCCCAAACAACCGUUUUUGUCAAUGAUCCAACAGGCAUUCGAAACAGCUCAGAAAAACUCUUGGCAACCCACUUUCCCGAGAUUACACCCCCAACCUUGAUUUCUCAAGAUACUGAAAACAUUCAAGAUUUUAUCGAAAAGCAUAAAAAAAUCGUUCUCAAACCUCUCUAUGGUUUCAGUGGACAAGGGAUUUUCACAUUAAAAGCUCAAGAUCCUAAUUUAGAGCCUCUUUUAGACACCUUCCUAACGCACUCCAAUGAACCUUUUGUCAUACAAAAAUUCCUUCCUGAAGUGGUUGAAGGAGAUGCUCGCAUUUUGCUUAUUGAUGGAGAACCUGUUGGGGGGAUCCGACGCGUCCCUAAAAAAGGCAGUUUUCGCAGCAACAUAUCUGUUGGUGGAACGCCAAAACCCUAUACUUUAAGCCCUCGAGACAAAGAAAUUUGCAAAAAAAUUAGUCCUACUUUAAAGGAGAGGGGUCUACUUUUUGUGGGCAUAGAUGUGAUCGGGGGAUUCUUAAUAGAAAUCAACACAACCUCACCAACAGGCAUCGGACCUUUAAACAAAAUGGACGGCCACAAAGUUGAAGCCCACCUGUGGAAUGUGAUUGAAAAAAAGCACAAAUCAAAGCAGAAGAAAUAA
Molecule: messenger RNA, 963 nt
Organism: Stylophora pistillata
Lineage: Eukaryota; Metazoa; Cnidaria; Anthozoa; Scleractinia; Pocilloporidae
Product: glutathione synthetase-like
Source: RefSeq, a predicted model, not a curated record